GUAUAAACUUUACAGCCGCUGACUCGACCUCUCAAUUGUUCAAAAAGACGCACGCCUCUUUUCAAACUCCUUUUGUUUUUCAUUAACACACUGAAAAUCAAUCAAAAUCGGCUAAUUGAAGGAGCUUCGGAAAUUCGAGUUCGUUAACCACAAUCUCUAUCAAUCAAUGGCAUCGCAGAUCGUGAGACGACUUGCUCGGAGCCGAGCCUCUGGUUUCUUCUCCUCCGCGAACCCUAGUUUCUUGGGUCGGAGUUUCUCAUCGACGGCGGCAUCCGAAUCCAACCUGAUCCGCGCCACUCUCUUCCCCGGAGAUGGAAUUGGUCCGGAGAUCGCCGAUUCGGUGAAACAGAUAUUUAAAGUUGCUGACUGUCCAAUUGAAUGGGAAGAACACUUUGUGGGGACGGAGAUAGAUCCUAGAACCCAGAGCUUCCUAACAUGGGAAAGUCUUGAAUCUGUUAGAAGAAACAAAGUUGGUCUGAAAGGCCCUAUGGCUACACCAAUUGGGAAAGGACAUCGGUCUCUUAACCUUACCUUGAGGAAAGAGCUCAAUCUCUAUGCCAAUGUGAGACCGUGUUACAGCCUACCCGGAUACAAGACUAAAUAUGAUGAUGUUGAUCUCAUUACCAUCCGUGAAAACACAGAAGGAGAAUAUAGUGGACUUGAACAUCAGGUGGUGAGGGGUGUUGUUGAAAGUCUCAAGAUCAUCACACGUCAAGCAAGUUUGAGAGUUGCUGAAUAUGCUUUCUACUACGCUAAGACUCAUGGACGACAAAGAGUUUCUGCUAUACAUAAGGCCAACAUCAUGCAGAAAACUGAUGGUCUUUUCCUUAAGUGUUGUCGAGAGGUAGCGGAAAAGUACCCAGAGAUCACAUAUGAAGAAGUUGUCAUUGACAAUUGCUGCAUGAUGCUUGUGAAGAAUCCGGCUCUUUUCGAUGUGUUGGUGAUGCCUAAUCUUUAUGGUGACAUUAUCAGUGACCUUUGUGCUGGCUUGAUUGGAGGUUUAGGCUUAACUCCAAGCUGUAAUAUUGGUGAGGGAGGCAUUGCGCUCGCUGAAGCAGUACAUGGUUCUGCACCUGAUAUUGCUGGAAAGAAUUUGGCAAAUCCGACAGCAUUGCUCCUGAGUUCCGUGACUAUGUUGCGGCAUUUGGACCUCCAUGAUAAAGCCGACAGAAUUCAGGAUGCUGUGCUGAAGACGAUAGCAGAAGGGAAGUACAGGACAGGUGAUCUCGGUGGUAAAUCAACGACAACUGAGUUCACCAAUGCAAUCUGCGAUCACCUCUGAACCAACCCCCCCGGCGCUUGUACAUUUUGAUUCUUUUCCGCAGCAGUUCAACAUGAGCCUGUUGACGUAUGUUUUCUUUCAGCAAUUCUAGAUAAUAGCCGCAAAGCAAUUAGUUUGUGAAGCAUAACACCUCUCUCUCCACUUACUAGGAUUUGCAUCAAUUUUGCUCCUAAGAAGCAAAUAAAGCCCAUGCCCCCCCUUCCCUUCAAGUGAAUUUCUGGGGUAAAUAUAACCUUAUCGUGUGAUUUUCCCCAACUUCUUAAGAAUCUUUUCUCUACUGAGGGUUUUGUUACUCAGAAAUAAUUCUUCCUCUUGUGAAUGAAAUGACCUUUCACCAA
Messenger RNA from Salvia miltiorrhiza (redroot sage), 1620 nucleotides. RefSeq names its product 3-isopropylmalate dehydrogenase, chloroplastic-like. Bases 167 to 1282 code for a protein of 371 amino acids. NCBI's taxonomy places the organism in Eukaryota, Viridiplantae, Streptophyta, Magnoliopsida, Lamiales, Lamiaceae. The transcript is spliced from 7 exons. The record is from RefSeq and is a predicted model, not a curated record. Gene Ontology annotation, molecular function: isocitrate dehydrogenase (NAD+) activity; NAD binding; magnesium ion binding. Gene Ontology annotation, biological process: isocitrate metabolic process; tricarboxylic acid cycle. Gene Ontology annotation, cellular component: mitochondrion.